AUGCCGUCUGACCAGCCGGUCGCGGGAGCACCAUUCCAACUCCUUAAGCUGCCGGCAGAAAUGCGCAAUAUGAUCUACCGAUACUGCACACCUGAUGUCACCACGGUCAAGAUCCUGCCUCGAUGCAAAGGUCUCAUCAUGAGCUCGCAUCCGCUGCAUAGGGUCUCUCAUCAAGUUCGACAAGAAUUUGGCGCCGUGCUGGAGAUGGCAUUGCCCAACAACGUCACCAAAAUCACGGCAGACAUUGAAGACAUGACAUUCGAUCCGCUUCGAUUCUUCUUCCAGCGCAUUUCGAAGGAAGCCCCACUGGCCAACAUACGCUUUGGACGAAACCCUGCUGCCGGAAAUACCGUCUUGGUUAUCAACUUCACCAUCUCCAAGAAAUGGUCCGACGACCCCAACCCCCGUUCGCUCAUCCACUGGGCCAAGUUUCUUAAUAAUGAAGUGUCGCGUGGAGCAUCGAUCGCUCCAGACGACAUCACGUACGCGUUCAAAGCAAUCGAGGACGAGGAAAGUGCGGGAAAAGUCCUCGACGGCUGCUUCAUCAGCAACGGCAUCGACUGGUGGGCGCCGGCACGCGAGGCUGCACAGCGCUUCUACUAUAUGGGAACAUCAGAUCGGCGUGAGGCUUCGCAAAUCAUCCGCCAGGCCAAGAGGAACGCGGCACGCCAAGGUCGAGAGGAUGUCGAGAAGUGGAUGCAAGAAUAUGGUACUGGCGACGUCUUCUACCAAACGAUCGCGGACGUCGAAGACCCUUCAACGGAUGGCAAAGUGGCAGAUGCGAUCAUGGACGACCCUACGGAGUACGAGAAAGAGGUGCCGGUGGUGGUCAAGCGAGGCGCCGGGGUCGAAUACACUGAGAGGACGGGCUCGCCGUAUCUGCCAAUGGGCGACAUUCGCAAGGACUUUCGCGCAAUGUCAAGGACGAGAUCAGCUCGCUUGGAGGCUUCAGGUAGUGGCUGGUUGAUUCGGUUCGGUCAGAGGUCUCGUGAGUACGGCUUGGAUUCGCUCUUAUGA
Saxophila tyrrhenica is the source of this 1017-nucleotide messenger RNA. RefSeq lists its product as uncharacterized. Bases 1 to 1017 code for a protein of 338 amino acids. The record is from RefSeq and is a predicted model, not a curated record. The transcript is spliced from 3 exons. NCBI's taxonomy places the organism in Eukaryota, Fungi, Ascomycota, Dothideomycetes, Mycosphaerellales, Extremaceae.